AUUAUAGUUACGAUGAUUAUACCCUAUAUAAUGAACCACUAACUCCAACAUUAGAAACAAAUACUAGUCCACUGUCUUCAACAAUUGAGAUAAAUACCAGUUCGCCAACAUCAGUGUCAGAACCAAAUGCUUCUACAUUAGAAACCAAUACCACAUCAUCCUCAAUAUCAGAGACAGAUAUAAUUUUAUCGACAAAGCCAUCACCUUUAUGGAAGCAUUUUUUUUUUAAUCCCGUUAACCAUAAUGACAUUCAAGAUUUAAUGCCUACAACAGAAACAUGGAACAAAAUUAAGGAAAUAAUUACCUUAAUGGAGCCACUCGAAAAAGCCACAAAAUUAUUAUCUGCAUCUUCUUAUCCGACUAUCGCAGAUGUUCGAUUUGUGUUUAGUAGCAUCCAAGAAUAUCUCCAAGAUUAUAUAGAUAAUGAUACCUUUAGUCAAUAUCUUUUGGCCUCAUCAAUUAACGAAAAAAUUAGCGA
Dentiscutata heterogama is the source of this 478-nucleotide messenger RNA. Lineage: Eukaryota; Fungi; Glomeromycota; Glomeromycetes; Diversisporales; Gigasporaceae. The record is from the annotation of a GenBank genome assembly.